Terrapene triunguis (Three-toed box turtle) is the source of this 1980-nucleotide messenger RNA. RefSeq names its product inverted formin-2-like. NCBI's taxonomy places the organism in Eukaryota, Metazoa, Chordata, Testudines, Emydidae. The coding region runs from base 1 to 1980 and encodes 659 amino acids. The transcript is spliced from 14 exons. The record is from RefSeq and is a predicted model, not a curated record.
AUGGAAUUUUGCAUUAGUCAGUACUGGAGAACCUCGCUAAUCCAUAGGCCUUAUUAUUUUGUAGAAGAGGAAAACAACAUUGAGGAAGCCAUGGAGAGACUUCCAGCACACAAGAAAUGUCCAAAUGGUAACAAGUUGGCACAAAAGAGAUUGGUUCAAAAAGUGAACAAGUGUAUUCAAGUUGACAUGGACUUAGAAGAGGAGUCCCUCAGUGCAGAUCAGUGCACUGCUACAACUAUCUGCCCUCUUGAAACUCUAACCCUUUCACGGCAGCCACUAAGAACUUCAGAGAACUCUCUAUCCUCCCAGCUACCGGCCUGUUCAGCACUGCCAAGGCAGUGUGCGUCUCCACAUCCUGCUCUGCCACCAUCACCACUGCCCCCGCCACCCCCUCUGUGGCCUUGCGUUGGGCGAAGUACGGUACCUAUGCCACCCUCUUAUCCCCCAUCAUGCAGUAAUGCUGCACCUGAUGGUGCUUCUUCUGGACAUGAAAGCGAGCCUUGUCCUAAGAAGGCAAAGACACCAACAUUACGAAUGAAGCCAUUUGACUGGCAGAAGCUUCCCUGGGAUGUGGUGAGAGAAAGUCGCUCCAUGUGGGCUUCAGUGACCAGCAGCAGUGAUGACGUUAUAGAACCUGAUUACACAAGCAUAGAGCAACUCUUCUGUGUUUCACAAACAAGCCCCAAGGAGACAGCAGUACCCAAAAUAAAGGAAUCAAAAGAGAUCACAUUUAUAGAUAUGAAGAAAAGCCUCCUCUUGAACAUAUUUUUGAAGCAAUUUAAAUGCUCGAAUGAGGAGGUUGCUGACAUGAUUGAGAAAGGGGACAGGACCAAGUUUGAUGCUGACACUCUGAAGCAGCUAAUUAAGCUACUGCCUGAAAAGCAUGAGAUAGAGAACCUGAAAUCCUGCAAAGAAAAAGCAAAACUAGCAAAUGCAGACCAAUUUUAUCUCCUCCUCCUUGGGAUUGCUAGCUACCAGUUGCGAAUUGAAUGUAUGCUGUUAUGUGAAGAGACAAGCAGUCUGUUAGAUUUGCUAUGGCCUGAAGCACAAAUGAUCAGGAGAGCCUGUGAAACACUUCUUACCAGUCACCGGCUGCCCAUUUUCUGUCAGUUGAUUCUUAAAGUUGGAAACUUUCUGAACUAUGGGCGUCACACUGGAGAUGCUGGUGGUUUUAAAAUUAACACUUUGCUCAAACUAACUGAAACCAAAGCAAACCAAACUCCUAUUACUCUGCUCCACCAUAUUUUGGAGGAAGUUGAAAAAAACCAUACGGAUCUACUACAGCUUCCCAAUGACCUUGAAUGUGUUUCAAAGGCAGCAGGAACCAACUUUGAAGUUAUGAAGGCAGAGGCAGAUGCCCAUUUAAAGAAACUUUUGAAAAUUGAGCAUAACAUGUCAUCAAUAGAGGAUUUAAAAGCACAGUAUGGAAAAUCUAUUCAAGGCCAUAUAAACCGUUGGAAAGAACUGGAGGAGGAGCUUGCCACCAUUGAAAAGAAGAAGGCAGAACUUGCGGACUACCUCUGUGAAGAUCGAAACAAAUUGUCAUUAGAAGAUGUGUUUAACACAAUGAAAACCUUCAGGGAUUUAUUUAUCAAGGCACUAAAGGAAAACCAAGAAAGGAAGGAACAAGCUACAAAGGCAGAGAAAAGAAAGAAACUGCUGGAAGAGGAGGAAGCUAAGCGGCAAAAAGGAGAAUAUGGAAAUAUCAUUCAAAAAGGAGCUGUGAGACCAGAAGCAUGUGUCACUGAUGCCUUAUUAGUAGAUAUAAGGAAAGGCUUUCAGCUAUGGAAAACUACUAGGAACAAGUCUGAGCCAGAAAUUGUUCCCAAAACCUCAUCUACUGAAACUGUAUUGAAAAGAAUGUCUUUCAUAUCGGACUGUCUAAUGACAAGUGUAAGUAACACACAUCUGGUGGUAACUUAUAUUCAUCUUAUUUUUAUACAAAAACUAGUAGCAGAAAGUAAAAUUCCAUUAAAUUGA